Molecule: messenger RNA, 1555 nt
Organism: Labrus mixtus (cuckoo wrasse)
Lineage: Eukaryota; Metazoa; Chordata; Actinopteri; Labriformes; Labridae
Product: kelch domain-containing protein 1-like
Exons: 13
Coding region: 51-1274 (407 amino acids)
Molecular function (GO): protein binding
Source: RefSeq, a predicted model, not a curated record
GAACCUUUUUAUAGUUUGUUUUUUAUCCGAGCGGAGAAGAGUGAGCGGGGAUGGAUGCUGCUGAAAGUACCGAGAGAAGCGAGGCGCUGAGCCGGCUGGCGAGGAGCAGCCACACGGCGUUCAUAGACGACAACACGAUGUACGUGUGGGGAGGAUACCAGGUUAUUGCAGGAGAGGACGUCAUGCUGCCGAGCGAUGAGAUAUGGCUCUGUAAUUUAAACAGCGGCGCGUGGGAGCGGAGGGAGAUCACCGGAGACAAACCUUCAAACUUAUCGGGCUUCUGCGGCUCUCAUCUUAACGGCAUACUCUACAUCUUCGGAGGAUGUGACCCCAACGGAUACACAAACCAGAUGUACACCCUUAACCUCGCAGAGCAGCAGUUGAAGUGGAGGAAACUGACCGACACCUUAGGAACGACGCCCUCGCCCAGGAACAAACACUCCUGCUGGAUCCACAGAGACAGAUUAAUCUACUUUGGAGGAUAUGGAUGUAAGACUAUAGGGGAGGUACAAAACACACCAUCGACAAACUUCAUCGUGGAGGAGAUGUCCUGGACAACAAUUGGAAACACGUUGUUCAGGUGUUGGGGCUGGAACAAUGAAGUCAACGUUUUUGACACACACACCGCAACGUGGAGCAUACCAGAGACAAAGGGUCCUGUUCCUGUCCCCAGAGGCUGCCAUGCCAGUGCCUUAGUGGGGAACAAGGGUUACAUCUGUGGCGGUGUGGAGAAGUUGGAGUUGGACAUGUUCAGCUUGGACCUGGAGACCUGGACCUGGACUCAAUUUGACCUCCCACCAUCCUGUUUACCUAUGGGUCGCCUUAUGCACACCAUGACGCCCGUGUCGGAUCACACGCUCUUCGUAUACGGAGGUCUUGGCACGGAUGGAAACACUCUUAAUGACGCUUGGCAGUUUAACACGCAGAAGAGAGAGUGGACCAAGUUGUUACACCAACACAAGGACAAGCCCAGGGUUUGUCACACAGCGUGCCUGGGGAGGGACAAUGAUGUGGUUUUGUUCGGGGGAAGCAGCAACAUGUGCAUCCUUGUAGACUCGAUCGCUGUUCUGAGGUCGCCAUCGCAAAAUCACUGCAAAGACGUGAUCGUCUUCCAGACUCAGCCAUACUCCCUCUUCAGAUUGUGUGAGGACUUCAUGGGGAAAAACCCGGAGCGGUUUGUGAAGCAGCUGAACUGGCUGCCGUCAAAGCUGCGCAGCAAAGUGGAGAAGCGAGUUGCCUUCUUCUCGGCGACCCCUCCUGUUCUCACAGCCUGAAGGGGGACACGUCUCUCUCUUUUAGAUUCUUCUGAGCCGGUCAAAUAUCACUGAACUGUUUUCAUUCUUUGUGUUGGGAAAUCUGUGUUUUUGUGUCUAAUGGUUUAAGAAAAAAAAAGGUGCUAAUGUUGAAUUAUUUUAACUUAAAAAUUAUCUGUAAAUAAAGUUAUGUGUUUUUUUUGCCUUAUUUUUAACGACUAGUUUAGAUUAAGGAAUAUUUUACUCUUCAUAGUUAUUUGAUCAUGUGCAAUCUGUUCUUGAAUAAAGGUGUUGAUAUUUUG